CAGUAUGAGAGUCUGGUGUAACAAACCGGGGCUGGCGGAACUUCCGCUGCCUCACCCAAUAUGGCGGCCACGAGUGACGGACGUGACGUCAUCCGUGUGGACAGAUAGAGGUAGUAAGGAAGUAAUAGGAACACCGGCUGAGGUGACAGGAUGGAGGCGAUACGUACGGUGCUGGUCCCGGGGAUUCUACCGGAGCGCUGCUACGAUGAGUUCUUCCUCAACUACAACCUGCUGCACGUUGAAUGUCUGAAACUCCUGAUCAGUAAGAUCCUCGGCAUCGGGAUCAUCGUCGGCUCUGUAAUGGUGAAGGUGCCGCAGAUCAUGAAGAUUGUGCGCUCGGGCACGGCAGAGGGGCUCAGCUUCCAGUCCGUUCUCCUGGAGUUAUUGGCACUGUCAGGCACCAUGGUGUACAGCAUUACCCAUGGCUUCCCCUUCAGCUCUUGGGGUGAGGUCCUCUUCCUCAUGAUACAGACGCUGAUCAUCGGGUUCCUGAUCCAGCAUCUGGGAGGACGCACCACGCUGGGUGUCCUGUUCCUGGGUGUGUACUUCGCUAUAGUCGGUGUCCUUCUGUCUCCUGUCAUACCCAUGGUUGCCGUCACUGUCCUACAGGCCACCAACAUGCCCGCCGUCAUCAUUAGCCGACUUAUACAAGCAGUGACUAACUAUAGGAAUGGUCACACGGGUCAGCUAUCGGCAGUGACGGUCUCGCUAUUAUUCCUGGGCUCCCUGGCUCGGAUCUUCACUUCGGUUCAGGAGACCGGAGACCCCCUCAUGGCUCUCACCUUCAUAGUGUCCUCCUCAUGUAAUGGACUGAUUUUUGCUCAGUUGCUUUACUACUGGAAUGUCAGCUCUGCGGGCGACAAGAAGAAAAAGAAGAAGCGAAACUAAAGAUUAGAUUUUUAUGUGAACAUUUCCCAAUCUUAGUGUGUCCAUCCAUGUCCUCCCCUCUGGACCCGCCGGGUUGUCCACGACUUCUGAAAUUCCAAUAAAUUCUUAU
Messenger RNA from Hyla sarda, 997 nucleotides. It is a transcript of the gene MPDU1, whose product is annotated as mannose-P-dolichol utilization defect 1. The transcript is spliced from 7 exons. Gene Ontology annotation, biological process: oligosaccharide biosynthetic process. The record is from RefSeq and is a predicted model, not a curated record. Lineage: Eukaryota; Metazoa; Chordata; Amphibia; Anura; Hylidae. The coding region runs from base 151 to 888 and encodes 245 amino acids.